This is a messenger RNA of Brassica napus (rape), 1128 nucleotides long. Its product is annotated as proline-rich extensin-like protein EPR1. The record is from RefSeq and is a predicted model, not a curated record. The transcript is spliced from 2 exons. Lineage: Eukaryota; Viridiplantae; Streptophyta; Magnoliopsida; Brassicales; Brassicaceae. Bases 88 to 1128 code for a protein of 346 amino acids.
ACAAAUAUUAAAAUAAUUCAUUUAUGUGUAAUUACAUAGCAAUUUUGCCAUUAUACCAAAUAUAAUUCAUCCUAUAUAAUAAGAACCAUGCACACCACUAAAAUCAAAUAUACAAACAAACAAACAAGCAAAAUAUUUACAUACAUAGAGAAGAAGAAUUCAACAACAACAAAAAAUUGUUAUACAAGGGAAAUGAAGACCAUGAGAUCUUCAUACGUUUGUGAAAAAUCUUUCGUGAUGACGUCAACUAUUCUCUUGCUUUUCAUUUUAGGACAAGCAAGUGCAAUGAGUGUCCUCAACAACAUGAUAUGUCUUAAUGAAGUAUCGCGUCCUGACAAGUGCGAUGUAACGUGUCAAGAGAAAGGUUUUAAUAGAGGGAUAUAUGUAAAUGAAGGUCUCAGUGUUGCGAAAUGUUGUUGCGAUAAAAGUUCUACGCCAUCGAUAUUGUCUGAACCUGUUAUACCUCCCGAUCAUAAGAGAUAUGCUCCAUCGAUAUUGUCUGAACCUGUUAUACCUCCCGAUCAUAAAAGGUUUGCGCCAUCGAUAUUGUCUGAACCUGUUAUACCUCCUGAUCAUAAGAGAUAUGCUCCAUCGAUAUUGUCUGAACCUGUUAUACCUCCCAAUCAUAAAAGGUUUGCACCAUCGAUAUUGUCUGAACCUGUUAUACCUCCCGAUCAUAAAAGAUAUGUGCCAUCGAUAUUGUCUGAACCUGUUAUACCUCCCGAUCAUAAGAGAUAUGCUCCAUCGAUAUUGUCUGAACCUGUUAUACCUCCCGAUCAUAAAAGGUUUGCGCCAUCGAUAUUGUCUGAACCUGUUAUACCUCCCGAUCAUAAGAGAUAUGCUCCAUCGAUAUUGUCUGAACCUGUUAUACCUCCCGAUCAUAAAAGGUUUGCGCCAUCGAUAUUGUCUGAACCUGUUAUACCUCCCGAUCAUAAAAGGUUUGCGCCAUCGAUAUUGUCUGAACCUGUUAUAUCGAUAUUGUCUGAACCUGUUAUACCUCCCGAUCAUAAGAGAUAUGCUCCAUCGAUAUUGUCUGAACCUGUUAUACCUCCCGAUCAUAAAAGGUUUGCGCCAUCGAUAUUGUCUGAACCUGUUAUACCACCCGAUCAUAAAAGACCAAUUUUUUAA